Telopea speciosissima is the source of this 858-nucleotide messenger RNA. RefSeq lists its product as uncharacterized. The annotation marks the transcript as partial. Lineage: Eukaryota; Viridiplantae; Streptophyta; Magnoliopsida; Proteales; Proteaceae. The transcript is spliced from 2 exons. The record is from RefSeq and is a predicted model, not a curated record.
GAUUCUAAGGUGGUAGUGAUGGUUGUCUAUGUGGAUGACAUUAUUAUAUCUGGUAAUGAUACUUUUGGUAUUGCCGAAGUUAAAGCAUAUCUUCAUCAGCAUUUUCAAAUAAAGGAUUUGGGUACCCUCAAGUAUUUUCUUGGUAGUGAGGUUUUGAGAAGCAAGAAAGGUAUUAGCUUGUCUCAAAGGAAAUAUGUCCUUGACCUUCUGAUUGAUACUAGAAUGCUUACUUCCAAACCAACAAAUACUCCUAUGGAUCCUCAUCAAAAACUUGGAUCCGAUGAGGGUGAGGAUUUUUCAGAUGUUCAUCGAUAUAAAAGAUUAUUUGGUAAACUGAUUUAUCUUACAGUCACUUGCCCGUAUAUAUCCUUUGCUGUUGGGGUUAUUAGUCAAUUUAUGCAGUGUCCAAAGAAAAUUCAUUGGGAUGCUGCCUGUCGUGUGUUGCGCUAUCUCAAGAGUGCUCUUGGUAAAGGUCUUAUUUAUCGACCUAAUCGAAAUGCUAAUCUGGUUGGGUUCUCUGAUGUUGUUUGGGCCGGUGCUGAUGGUGAGAGACGAUCUACUUCUGGUUAUUGUACCUUUGUGGGUGGAAACUUGGUUACAUGGAAAAGCAAGAAACAAACCACCUUUGCUCAAUCCAGUGUUGAAGCUGAAUAUCGAGUGAUGGCACAUACUACUGCUGAGUUAAUAUGUGUCAAAUCCUUACUCCAGGAAUUAGGGUUUCCCAUCAAUCAGCCUAUGCAAAUGUUUUGUAAUAAUCAAGCCGCUAUCUAUAUUUUGAUUGUUACCCCUUUUGUUUCUACUACCAAUCAACUUGGUGAUAUGUUUACAAAGGCACUGUUUGGACCUACUUUCCGUUGA